Beta vulgaris subsp. vulgaris (sugar beet) is the source of this 1515-nucleotide messenger RNA. RefSeq lists its product as uncharacterized. NCBI's taxonomy places the organism in Eukaryota, Viridiplantae, Streptophyta, Magnoliopsida, Caryophyllales, Amaranthaceae. Gene Ontology annotation, molecular function: RNA-DNA hybrid ribonuclease activity; nucleic acid binding. The transcript has a single exon. The coding region runs from base 1 to 1515 and encodes 504 amino acids. The record is from RefSeq and is a predicted model, not a curated record.
AUGAUAGUUAAGAGCAAGGCCCAUUCUGAUCACCCAGCCGACCUAAAGGAGACGCUGAGCACACUGAGGAAGUAUCGUAUGAUGCUCAAUCCUAAGAACUGCGUCUUCGGAGUGAAAGGCGGCAAGUGCCUCGGAUUUCUAGUUGAUGAAAGGGGUAUUGAAGCCAACCUCGACAAGAUCAAAGCGGUGCUGGAAAUGAAAUCCCCCCGGAAUGUCAGAGAAGUGCAGCGCCUAACCGGAUGUCUAGCUACUCUCGGGCGAUUCCUCUCGCGGUCGGCUGAUAAGAGCCUGUUUUUCUUCAAGGCACUCAAGAGAAAAGAGUUCACUUGGGACGAAGAGGCUGAGCAAGCCUUCACUUCCCUCAAACUUCAUCUUUCAACACUCCCAAAGCUUAUGUCUCCCUUGCCGGGGGAAACGUUGUUCAUAUACCUGGCAGUCUCGGAAUAUGCUCUGAGUGCCGUGCUGGUGGCCGAAAGGGAAGGGGCGCAGCAUCCCGUCUAUUUCAUUAGCCACGCCUUCCGAGGUGCAGAAGCUAAAUAUUCCGAGGUGGAGAAGAUGGUCUUCGCCCUCGUCAUGGAAAGUAGAAAGCUAAAACCCUACUUUCAAGCCCAUCAGAUAAAAGUCCUCACCGGACAGCCUCUCCGUAAGGUAAUCGAAAGCAGGAACCAUUCCAGUCGGAUGACAGACUGGGCCGACCAACUAGCGGAUUUUGGUUUAGAAUAUGAACCUCGGAGAGCAAUAAAAGCCCAAGCCUUGGCGGAUUUCAUAACCGAAUGCACAACUCGGCCCCCGGUUGGCCAGAAUGAAGAGUGGGAACUAUAUGUGGAUGGUUCUUCCACCAAGUCGGGAUGUGGAGCGGGGCUAGGGCUCAAGCCUCCGGUCGGAGAGAAAAUGGAGUAUGCAAUCAAGUUCGAAUUCCUGGGGUCGAACAAUGAAGCAGAGUAUGACGCUCUCAUCCUCGGACUUCAGCUGUGCAUUCUUGCGGGAGCUACAGCCAUUGAGGCCCGAUCGGACUCCCAGCUUAUAGUGGGUCAGGUCUCGGGGGAGUACGAGGCCAAGGAGGAUAAUAUGAGAAUGUAUCUGGCCAAAGCACAAGAGUUCAUCAAAAAGCUCUCCCACUUCCAUAUUAGCCACAUACCCAGGUCGGAAAAUCAACAAGCCGAUGCCCUGGCGCGCAUGGCUAGCUCAGCAGAGGGGUCAGCCCCUCGGACCAUCAUGUGGGAGGUACUUCACCAGCCCAGCAUAAACGCGAAAGAACAGCUGAUUCUAGACCGAACGUCCACUUGGAUGGAUGAGGUGGUCGAAUAUUUAAGGGAUGGAGCCCUCCCAGCAGAUGCCAAAGAAGCCGAAAGGAUCAAACACCGAGCAGGUUGGUUCUUAUGGCAUGACGAGCAGCUCUACAAGAAGUCAUACACGCACCCACUGCUAAUGUGCGUAACCCCUGAAGAAGGAAAUUACAUCCUAAGGGAAUACACCAAGGGGCGUGUAGCAGUCAUCAAGGGGGGAGAACCAUAG